GGCAGGAAGGGUUUUUAUUUCCACUACUGGGCCUUGUUUGACGGCCAUGCGGGCAGCGGUGCUGCUGUCAUGGCAUCCAAGAGGCUCCACCUGCACAUCUGUGAGCAGCUCCGGGACCUCGUGGACAUCCUGCAGGACCCUGCUCCGCCUCCCAUCUGCCUCCUGCACGAUGUGAGGACCAGCCCUGUGGAGCCGAGCCGGGUGCCCCUUGCAGAGGACGUUGGGGAGGUCCCCAAUGAUGCUGUGCCACGGUUUCACCUGGAGAAAGCUGUCUCUCAUGAGAGCCUGGUGAUCGGCGCCAUCGAGAACGCCUUUAAGCACAUGGACGACCAGAUCGAGCGGGAGCGAGCGUCCCAGCACCUGUCUGGGGGCUGCUGCGCCCUGGCUGCCGUCUACCUCAUGGGCAAGUUCUACGUGGCCAAUGCCGGCGACAGCAGGGCCAUUAUCAUCCGUAAUGGGGAAAUCAUUCCAAUGUCCAGGGAGUUUACUCCAGAGACAGAGAGGCAGAGGCUGCAGUUUUUAGCGUUCCUGAGGCCCGAGCUGCUGGGCAAGGAGUUCACCCACCUCGAGUUCCCCCGCAGGAUCCAGCCCAAGGAGCUGGGGAAGAAGAUGCUGUACAGAGACCAAAACAUGAACGGCUGGUAA
This is a messenger RNA of Pelecanus crispus (Dalmatian pelican), 645 nucleotides long. NCBI's taxonomy places the organism in Eukaryota, Metazoa, Chordata, Aves, Pelecaniformes, Pelecanidae. The record is from RefSeq and is a predicted model, not a curated record.